Messenger RNA from Mucor velutinosus, 411 nucleotides. RefSeq names its product bud site selection protein. Lineage: Eukaryota; Fungi; Mucoromycota; Mucoromycetes; Mucorales; Mucoraceae. The record is from RefSeq and is a predicted model, not a curated record. The transcript has a single exon. Bases 1 to 411 code for a protein of 136 amino acids.
AUGGAAGAAACUAUUGAAUGGAUGAAGCAAAGCGUAGAAAUCAAUCAAAAUGCAAUCGCCAUCAACCUAUCAAAGGACACUGAUCAUAAUCCUUCCUUAAUCGAAUAUCUGGUAUAUAAAUAUUCCAAAAUGAAGUACUUGAAGAUGGAAUCAAGCUACUUCCGCGAUCAAAACAAAGAAGACGAGCGUAUUUCCAGAGCAAUUAGCAAUAUAUCAAGUUAUAACUUGAAGGAUCAAAACAACUUUCAGUAUAUUUUCCCAUGUCUCGACAUCUUGAAAGGCGAUAAAAACGUGUUCCAGCUCAUGUUUGUUGGAGAAUCACAUAAGCACCUCUAUGAAGACGGUAGUAUUUUAGAAAGCCGGGUAAACCAAGAUCAGCAGCCCAUCACUAAAUCUCGAAUCCACCUGUAA